Molecule: messenger RNA, 2381 nt
Organism: Chaetomium fimeti
Lineage: Eukaryota; Fungi; Ascomycota; Sordariomycetes; Sordariales; Chaetomiaceae
Exons: 3
Coding region: 193-2049 (618 amino acids)
Biological process (GO): protein polyubiquitination
Molecular function (GO): ubiquitin protein ligase activity; metal ion binding
Source: RefSeq, a predicted model, not a curated record
UAUGCGCUAACUCGCCAACACCCCCGCUUACCUUCGCCGCGAGUCGCUUCCUUGGCCUGGGCUGCCCCUCGGUCAGCCUUGCGCAUCGGCCCGCCCCUCCUCAGCGACAGGCCCAAAUCCAUCUCUGCCCGGUCUGCCGGAACCACCAAACUGGAAGAACUCCCACACAACUCUGCCCUCUGAACCACAGCCAUGGCAGCCUCCCACCCAAGCGAGCAUCGCCAUAUGCGCAGCGGCAGUCUCAACAUUCCACCACAGGCCAGCCGCUCAAGCGGUGCGAUGGGCGCGAUGCCCGCCGCGCGGUUUGAAGGGCCACGCAGCCCACCGAAUACCUCGCACGUGCCUUGCAAAUUCUUCCGACAAGGCGCUUGCCAGGCAGGCAACGCAUGCCCGUUUAGCCACGACCUCGGAAGCGCCUCUGAGACAGUAUGCAAGUAUUUUGCAAAGGGCAACUGCAAGUUUGGCCCCAAGUGCGCCAAUAUCCACGUGCUGCCCGACGGCCGGCGUAUCAACUACGGCAAGAACGGCGUGACGAUAGGGGCGCCGCCGGGAGUUGCUCUCGGUGCUCGCGUGAACCCGACGACAUACCAUCAGCCAUCCAACAGUGCGCUGACCAACUCUUUUUUGCGCGCCGACCAGUUGCCCCCAUAUACCACCUCCGGUCCCUACGGUACCCAGGAUGACGCGUACGGCCACCAGUUGAUGGAGAACGGCCUCCCCAUAAUCGAUACAACCUACAGCUCCAAUCCGGCCUCUGCCUACGGGUCACCCCGGGACGAGGACGCAAACCGUCUAGGACUUGGCCUCUCCCCUGCGAACGCCAAGGGGCUCUCGGUGCUCGAUGCUCCGCUCCCGGCGUCCUUCGACAGCAACGGCAUAUCGCUGGCCGCGCGGUACGGCCCCUGGCCCGCCUCGGUUCCCUCGAAAUUCGGCCUCGAAUCCCCCUCGCCGUCGCUCCACUCGGCUAGGGACGCUCGAACCUCCGAGACACUGAAGCUUUUACAUACUUCCGCCUUUGGCAGUAACGAGCAUCUCCCGCCCUCCGCCAUUGGUGCAAACGACUCAAACGGCUUCGGAAGCAGCCCGCCCGUGGGUUCUGCCACCCUUGGUUCGGUGCUAGGGAGCGAUGAAUACUUUGGGAAACGCCUCAUGCAUAGCAGCGCAAUGCGGUACACGAAACCACGCUUGAUCAGCAGCAGCGCCCCGAAGAUCGACCGCGAUUGGGAGGCCGAAUUCAUGUUUGAAGAGGACUAUGUGCCGGGCGCUCUGGCAAACGAGGUGCUAACUCCAGCCGAGAAGGCGAGAAGGGGUUCGACGACCAACACGGUGCGAAUGACGGACACGAUGGAGUCUGGGCCCGAGUCCCUGCCCAUUGGGGCGACGAAAUUUGGCAGUCCCCUCGGUGCGAGCCCGAGUCGUUGGGGUCCCUUGUUCCAGCGCCAAAAGGAUGAAGACUUCGACGCCGGCGGCUCUGCUCGAUCCAUGAAACACGUAUCUGCCUUCGGCCACGUGGGGAGUCCGUUGAGAAAUUCCAGCCUGGCAUCCGCUCUCACGGCCGAGCUCAACGGAGAACCGGGGACAGCCGGGGGUGAAUCCGUCUCCGCCCUGACCCGACAACUUCGGGAGACACAGAUAACCGAGGGCGGUUCUGGUAAUUCCAGUCCACAUUUGCACCCGGCCGCGGUCCGGAACCAAAAGUCCGCCAGUUCGGGCACGGUGGGUGCGGGUAUAAUCGGAAAGGAGCGGGAGCGGGAACGGGCCAUGGACCGACACAUCAGCAGCGGCUCCAUUAGCUCGAGCGUGACCGGGCGAUUUACCACUCCCAUCGACGAGGAAGAUUCGUCGUUCGUGUUUAGGAUGGAGGAGGAAGACGACCCCCAAACGCGCGCGAGGAAGCGUGUGUCAGGCGGCAACCUAGGUGCCACAAGCCCCCUGAGCGCCGCCUGGAGCUACGCCAACGUUGUCGCCACCAACAGGGCCGCCACGAACGCUUCAAACGGCAGCAAAGGCACGGCGGGGAACAACCCUGAGACGGUUGUUGGAAGAUGAACCGGACGAGGAGUUGGUGGCAUUCGCCAGCGACGCACAGGGCGAACAUAAAACGGCAUCAUAACGAGUGCAUGGAUUCAUGGAAACGGAGUGCAUCAGCGUCUGUCAGCAUCCGCAACCAUGGGGACUGGAUGCGUUCCUGGGAAGAUAGGGCUCGGCGUUAAAUAUCCCAAAAGACGUCGACGGCUCGGCAGUUGGCGACGUUAUAUUCCAUCUUUUUGCCGCGGCGGGAUUGUCAGGAUAUUCUUGUAUAGACGGCGGCUACGAGCGGCGUUUCUGGAAGGUGGAUGGGUGCAGCUUCAUUCCCCCGUACAUGGGCAUAGGAGGGGAGA